GCCGCCGACGUCAUCACCGCGCGCCGAGCCCGAGUCCCGGGCGUGCGGCUGGCCAUGGCGUUGUUCUACGUCGCGCGGUACCCGGGUCCCGAGACGGCGGCAGAUGCGGGGGCGGAGGGGGCGGAGGUCGGGGCGCAAGGUCGGGCCCGCACGCUGCUCGAGCGGCUGCAGAGCCGGGCCCGCGAGCGGCAGCAGCAGCGGGAGCCCGCGCCGACCGAGGCGGCUGCACCGACCGAAGCGGCAAGCAGGAAGCGACGGCGGCCCCGGCGGCGGCGGCGGGUGAACGGCGCGGAGUCGGAAAGCCCGGAGGCGCCUCGGGGAAAGCGGUGGAAGGCGGACGGCCAGGACGCGGGCGCAGGUGGGCCGCGGCGCGCGGGGCGAGCGGGUUCCCUCCGAGGCGCCAGCGACCCGGUGCUGACGCGCUGCCCAGCAGGUGUCUGCCGGGCUGAAAGCAGCGAGGAGGCGCCGGGGGAGCGCAGCCCCCGCGCCAAGGCGGCUCCAGACGGACGGGUCCCGGAGGAGGCGGCCGGACCCCUGGCUCCCGGCCUGGUGCUCGGUGGAUUCGGGAGGAGGAAGGCGCCGAAGGUCCAGCCUUUCCUGCCUAAGUGGCUGGCUGAGCCCAGCUGUGUCAGAAAGAAUGUCACCGAAGACCUGGUUCCUAUUGAGGACAUCCCUGAGGUCCACCCUGACCUGCAGAAGCAGCUACGGGCACACGGCAUCUCGUCCUACUUUCCAGUGCAGGCAGCUGUGAUUCCCGCUCUCCUGGAGAGUGCGGCCUGCGGGUUCCUGGUGGGCAGAGGCGGCUACCGGCCUAGCGACCUCUGUGUUUCUGCUCCAACAGGCAGUGGGAAGACGCUGGCCUUCGUCAUCCCUGUGGUACAGGCCCUGCUGUCAAGGGUGGUGUGCCAUGUCCGUGCCCUGGUUGUGCUGCCCACCAAGGAGCUGGCCCAGCAGGUGAGCAGAGUCUUCAACAUCUACACAGACGCCACACCUCUGAGAGUGUCCCUGGUUACAGGACAGAAGUCUGUGGCCAAGGAGCAGGAGAGCCUUGUGCAGAAAACAGCUGACGGGUACCGCUGCUUGGCUGACAUUGUGGUGGCCACUCCCGGCCGCCUGGUGGAUCACAUAGACCAGACCCCGGGAUUCAGCCUCCAGCAGCUCCGGUUCCUGAUCAUUGACGAGGCAGACCGUAUGAUUGACAGCAUGCAUCAGUCCUGGCUGCCACGGGUGGUGGCGGCCGCCUUCCAGAGCGAGGACCCUGCAGACCCCUGUGCCCUGCUCCAGCGAAGGCAGGCCCAGGCUGUGACAGCCGCCAGCACUUGCUGUCCCCAGAUGCCCCUGCAGAAGCUGCUCUUCUCAGCCACUCUGACCCAGAACCCCGAAAAGCUGCAGCAGCUAGGCCUCCACCAGCCCCGGCUUUUCUCCACAGGGCUGGCACAUAGGGGCCCGGAAGAGACAGGCGGGGACAGGGAAUCAGGGAAGUAUGCCUUCCCUGUUGGGCUCACACACCACUACGUGCCCUGCAGCCUCAGCUCUAAGCCGCUGGUCAUCCUGCACCUGGUCCUGGAGAUGGGCUUCUCGAGGGUUCUUUGCUUCACUAACUCCCGAGAGAACUCCCACAGGCUCUUCCUGCUGGUGCAAGCUUUUGGGGGUGUGGAUGUGGCUGAGUUCUCCUCGCGCUACGGGCCUGGCCAGAGGAGGGCGAUCCUGAAGCAGUUUGAACAGGGGAAGAUCCAGCUGCUCAUCAGCACGGACGCCACUGCCCGGGGCAUCGACGUGCAGGGCGUGGAGCUGGUGGUGAACUACGACGCCCCCCAGUACCUGAGAACCUAUGUGCACCGGGUCGGGAGGACGGCCCGAGCUGGGAAAACCGGACAGGCCUUCACACUCCUCCUGAAAGUGCAGGAGAGGAGAUUCCUCCGGAUGCUGGCUGAAGCUGGGGCGCCUGCAUUGCAGCGGCAUGAGCUACCUGGCAAGCUGCUGCGGCCGCUGGUGUCCAGGUACGAGGAGGCGCUGUCCCAGCUGGAGGAGUCUGUCAAGGGGAACUAAGCAGACGGGGGAGUGCCUGCAGCCAUAGGAAGGCAUCCGGAAGCACACGCAGAAACUCAGAAAAGCAACACAGAUGGAAAGGCUGAUAGAAACUGCUCUAUGCAGACGGCACAGCUGCCCCCACCUCACCCCCAGGCCUCAUGGCUUGCCUGUCCCCACCCCACCCCCAGGCCUCAUCUACACAGAUGGCACUCCUCAGGCCCUGGGAGGACAGGCCACCCGCUCGUCACUAGCCCAUUUACAAAAACAUUUUUACUGCAACUUGGCCACCCACUGGGGCUCCCUCUCUGACAGCUGUUCAUUCCUUCUUCCUGUUAAACGCCUGCUCCGGAUUCACUCUGCGUGUGUGUCUGCGACCUCAGCUUCCUUGGCCGUGAGACAGAGAACCUUGGUUAUUUACCCCAGACAACAAGGCGGCUUCACCGUGAUUGCUCUUUCCGGAGGGUUUGAAUGGUUCCAUGCCACUGGGUAUGCAGACUGGAAGCUCUGGACCUGGCCACACAGGUGGGAGGAGGGAAGGGCAGGCUCCGUGGGCAGCUGGGGUGCAUCGGGCAGGCCGGUCCUGGGCGUUCCGCAUGGCCCAGGGUCCUGGAGCCUUCCCCAGGGCUUAGAGAAGAGAUGUAAGUGAGGGGAGGGAAGCAGUUUGCCUGACGGAGGCAGCUGAGCACACAAAGGAAGAGGUGGGAGGGACAACGGGAGGACCCGGCUGUUGGUGACAGUGGGGACCAGACACCCCAGGCAGGAGCUGGUGGGAGGCCAAGGGGUAUGCGGGGUGCUGGGCACUCACCGGCUCGGUGCUCAGGCCUGCAUCUGGGGCGGGGCUUCCAGGGGUCCUUGCAACCUUCACGGAGCAGAGAACAGGCAGGAGGGAACUUGGAUACAGGCUCAGCCUGAGCCGUCCACACACUCAGGUCUACAUAUGUCUCCGGAAGGGGCGGGUCUUAAAAGUAGGACAGCGACAGCAAGGAGCCCAUCAGCCACUGGCCUUGAUCCCAUGUGGCCACGCGUGAGGGCACAGUGUGAGCCACCCCACCUGCAUGUGGCCUGCACUGGCCUCGGGAGCCUGAGACACGGGGGACGGCAGGAACGGUGUCCUCCUGGCGGGCUGCAGAGGGUGGGCCACUCUUGGCCAUUGGCCAGUCUGCUGCUGGGCCUGAACCGCAACUUGCUGGGCGUUCAUCUAGGAACUAAAAGGGCAGGCCUUAGGGAAGGAGGGGGAAGACAGAGCCACAGAGGGCGACCAGCAGCCUUCACGUCUCCAGGCCAAAGUGUCCCGGAUGGCCUGUGCGCCCAGCCCUGCGUGUUCUAGCUGUUGAGAGAGUCUGGGGCGAGUCGGACCGUCCAGGAUCAAGGUUUGCACUAUCAGGAAGCCAGAGCAGGGCCAGGCGCGGUGGCUCAUGUCUAAUUCCAGCACUCUUGGAGGCUGAGGCGGAGGCAGACAGAUCACCUGAGGUCAGGAGUUCGAGACCAGCCUGGCCAACAUGGUGAAACGCCAUCUCUACUAAAAAUACAAAAAUUAGCAGGGCCUGGUGGCGCCCACCUGUAAUCCCAGGUACUCAGGAGGCUGAGGCAGGAGAACCACCUGAACCUGGGAGGGGAGGUUGCAGUGAGCUGAGAUACCACCACUGCACUCCAGCCUGGGCGACAGAGCGCGACUCCCUCUCAGGAAGGCAGAGUGAGUCCACCUGCCAGGGUGAAGGCAGGGUUCUGGCAGGCCCACAGCACGCAACUCAGUCACAGGCCCCCUUAACCCCGGGCUCCAAGGAGGUGGUCCCUGUCAC
Messenger RNA from Callithrix jacchus (white-tufted-ear marmoset), 3830 nucleotides. RefSeq names its product DEAD-box helicase 51 (gene DDX51). NCBI's taxonomy places the organism in Eukaryota, Metazoa, Chordata, Mammalia, Primates, Cebidae. The record is from RefSeq and is a predicted model, not a curated record. Gene Ontology annotation, molecular function: nucleic acid binding; ATP binding.